AUGAAGGCUUUUCAGAGUAGACAAAAAUCGUAUGCAGAUCAAAGGAGGAGACCAUUAGAGUUUGCGGCUGGGGACCAUGUUUUUCUGCGAGUAACUUCAACCACGGGUGUUGGAAGAGCACUUCGCUCCAGGAAACUUUCUCCUAAGUUCAUUGGUCCAUACCAAAUUUUGAGACGAAUUGGGCUAGUCGCUUACGAGAUUGCGCUACCCCCUCAAUUGGCCAAUCUUCAUUCAGUUUUUCAUGUCUCCCAGCUAAGAAAGUAUGUACCUGACCCUUCUCACAUUAUAGAAAUAGAGGAGAUUCAAAUCCGAGAGGACCUCUCAGUAGAAGUACAACCUGUUUGUAUAGAAGAUACUAAAACAAAGGAACUUAGAGGAAAAACUAUUAAUUUAGUCAGGGUAGUUUGGGAUAAGAGGACAGGUGACUCUACAUGGGAACUAGAAGAAGAGAUGAAGCAAUUAUAUCCUCAACUAUUUUCUUGA
Molecule: messenger RNA, 483 nt
Organism: Vigna angularis (adzuki bean)
Lineage: Eukaryota; Viridiplantae; Streptophyta; Magnoliopsida; Fabales; Fabaceae
Exons: 1
Coding region: 1-483 (160 amino acids)
Source: RefSeq, a predicted model, not a curated record